AUGGACUAUGAGCUCGAGAUGGGGUAUUUCGUUAGCAAGCCAAUACCUUAUGGCGAGCCGAUGCCGAUCGAGGAAGCCAAAGACCACAUCUUUGGUUUUGUUCUGUUGAACGACUGGUCUGCCAGAGACCAUCAGCUCUUUGAGAUGCGGCCUCUUGGUCCUUUCCACUCAAAAGGAUUUGGCACGAGCAUAAGCAACUGGAUCACGCCGAUGGAGGCUCUGGAACCCUUUUCCUGCCCUCCCAACACCAAACAAGACCCACCUCCCUUCAAGCAUCUCACUUGGCCUACACCAGAAGACGCCGCACUCAAUGUGAGGCUUCGUAUCAAGCUCAUUAGAGAUGGCCAGGAAAAGACAGUCGGCCGCAGCAAUCUCAAAUACAUGUACUGGACGCCGUACCAGCAGUUGACCCACCACGCAAGGUCAGGAUGUGGUAUGAUGCCAGGAGAUCUCAUCGGUACUGGGACUAUCUCUGGGAGCGGAACAAACGAGAAAGGCGAGAAGGCUGAGCUUGGAUGUCUCUUCGAGGCUGCGCAAACAAAGACACAGGUUCUGCCGAAGGGUAGCGGACAGUAUGAGGAAGGUUAUCUUGAGGAUGGCGACGAGGUCAUUCUGGAAGGCUGGUGUGAGGACCAGAACGGAAAGCCUGUGCUUGGGUUUGGAGAGUGCAGAGGUCGCAUCGUCGCUCCGAAGUAG
Molecule: messenger RNA, 696 nt
Organism: Saxophila tyrrhenica
Lineage: Eukaryota; Fungi; Ascomycota; Dothideomycetes; Mycosphaerellales; Extremaceae
Exons: 2
Coding region: 1-696 (231 amino acids)
Biological process (GO): homogentisate catabolic process; L-phenylalanine catabolic process; L-tyrosine catabolic process
Molecular function (GO): fumarylacetoacetase activity
Source: RefSeq, a predicted model, not a curated record